AUCAUAUAUAAUUCUGCUAUCGAAUCUGAAUCAAACAUUUUAUUUAAUUAAUUUAGUACGUGUGUGUGAGUAUUGUUUUUUUUUAUUUUUAUUUUUAUCUUUUGAUAUGAAGCCAAUAGCAACAAAAACCACUAUAUUAACCACACCUUCAAACCUUACUUCACAACCACCUCUCGAUCCACCCGCUUCAGCUCCAGCUCCAGCUCCAACUAGUGAUCAUGUUACCGCGAAAGGUGGCGGCACUGAUGCCCUAACGGCCGUAAAAGCUAUCUCACCUGAUUCACCGGCGAAGACUUCUGUUGAAGUUAAUGCUGACGGUGCUGAUCAGAAAUCAAAGAACACAGCCAACAAAGAAUCAGCAACUGCAAUGGGACAACAUAAUGAGGUAGAAUAUAUUGGAAUGAAUGAAACCCCAUCUCCAACAGGUGCUCCUAAUAACAACAAUAUUAAAAGGGUUUCAAUUAUACCUCUUAUAUUUCUCAUAUUUUAUGAGGUUUCUGGGGGACCUUUCGGUGUUGAGGAUAGUGUUCAGGCCGCUGGUCCCCUGUUAGCCCUCAUUGGGUUUUUGGUAUUCCCGUUUAUAUGGAGCGUACCUGAAGCUUUAAUAACUGCUGAAAUGGGUACAAUGUUUCCUGAAGAUGGUGGUUAUGUUGUUUGGGUUUCAUCUGCUUUAGGUCCUUAUUGGGGGUUUCAACAAGGUUGGAUGAAAUGGCUUAGUGGUGUCAUAGACAAUGCAUUAUACCCUGUUCUGUUUCUUGAUUAUUUGAAGUCAGGAAUUCCGGUUUUAGCAGAUGGGUAUCCACGUGUUUUAGCGGUUUUAGCCUUGACUAUUGCCCUUACAUACAUGAACUUCAGAGGGUUAACUAUUGUAGGGUGGGUUGCUGUUCUGUUAGGGAUAUUUUCUUUAGUUCCUUUUGUAAUUAUGGGUCUUAUUUCGAUUCCUAAAAUUGAGCCUGCAAGAUGGUUAGUGGUGGAUGUGCAUGUUGUGGACUGGAACUUAUACUUAAACACACUGUUUUGGAAUCUUAAUUAUUGGGACUCCAUAAGUACACUUGCUGGUGAGGUUGAUAACCCAAGAAAAACUCUCCCAAAAGCUUUGUUCUAUGCGUUGAUCCUAGUCGUUUCAGGCUACUUUUUCCCUCUUUUAAUGGGCACCGGUGCAGUCCCUCUGCACCGUGACCAAUGGACUGAUGGCUAUUUCUCAGAUGUGGCUAAAUUGGUUGGCGGUGUAUGGCUGAGAUGGUGGAUACAGGCAGGUGCUGCCAUGUCAAACAUGGGAAUGUUUGUCACGGAAAUGAGUAGUGACUCAUUCCAACUUCUUGGUAUGGCUGAAAGGGGUAUGAUCCCUGAGUUUUUUGCUAAGCGGUCUCGCCACGGGACUCCUUCAAUCGGGAUAUUAUUCUCAGCUUCUGGUGUAAUCUUGCUUUCAUGGUUAAGUUUUCAAGAGAUAGUGGCUGCUGAAAACUUUUUAUACUGUUUUGGGAUGAUUUUGGAGUUUAUAGCUUUUGUAAGGUUAAGAAUGAAGUAUCCCGCUGCAUCAAGGCCUUACAAGAUACCCGUGGGUACUGUUGGAUCUGUUCUUUUGUGCAUUCCUCCGACGAUAUUGAUUUGUGUCGUGUUGGCCCUUUCUUCGCUCAAGGUCAUGGUCGUUAGUGUUAUUGCUAUAUUUAUCGGGCUAGUGUUGCAGCCAUUUCUCAAGUAUACUGAGAAGAAAAGAUGGAUCAAAUUCUCAACUAGUGCUGAUCUUCCCGACCUAUAUAAUGCUCAUGAGCAUUCAGAAUCUUUAGUCUAUUAGUAACAUGGAGUUGGUGUUGAUGUGGGUGUGUUUUCAAGUGAAUGCUUAGUUAUGGGUUUGGUGUGAUGGUAGGUCGUCGAUGGUUUGCAGGUGGUUUUUCUUUAGUAUUACCUUGGCCUUUUGUAACAGAAAAGCUUCAUUAAUAUAUGAUUGUUUUCAACAUGUUCUUUUACUCUGUUGGAAACUAGUUACACAAAACCUGGUUACGGGUUAGCUAAGUUGUAUUUUAAAAUAUGAUUCAUAUGUUAUGAAUGUGGAAAUAUGACAAGAGAAAAGAAUCUUCAGUUCUCUAUUGUUUGUUAUCA
This is a messenger RNA of Erigeron canadensis, 2100 nucleotides long. Its product is annotated as probable polyamine transporter At1g31830. The coding region runs from base 107 to 1795 and encodes 562 amino acids. Gene Ontology annotation, biological process: transmembrane transport. The transcript has 2 exons. Gene Ontology annotation, molecular function: transmembrane transporter activity. The record is from RefSeq and is a predicted model, not a curated record. NCBI's taxonomy places the organism in Eukaryota, Viridiplantae, Streptophyta, Magnoliopsida, Asterales, Asteraceae. Gene Ontology annotation, cellular component: membrane.